GUUGAGAAUAAUGCCCGCUAUGGCCGCCAUCUUACCAGUUAAUUCUCUAAUGUAUCGCUAAAUCGAUCCCUAUGCCUAGCCUGAACCCUAAGCCUAAAUCGAUCCCUCAACCUAACCUAAACCCUAAUUCACUGCAACUAUAAUAAGCACGCAAAUGACGUCAUGGGCAUGAUUCUCAACAAUAGCCAGGCAGAAUAUCGCUUAAAAUAAUGUUUCGCUAUUUUCGGUUCCAGUCGACAGUGAUUGCUUUCUUUGAAUGGUUUUUAGACCUGCCGCUGACCUGCGCGUUACGCUUGCCUGACUACGACCGCUAUUUAAGAUUAAGAUCCACUUAUUACAUUGUCAGUGAGUAUAGGAUUUUAAAAACAUAAUUUCCUAAAUUUGGAACUUAUUUGUUAGAAAUGGUAAGUUUUCUUUUUUGUAUUUUUGUUUGUAAAUGUUAAUCAAUAAUUAAUUUAUUAUUACGGCUACGAGUACGGGUCACUGAAACAGAAGAGUUUCAUACAACGAGGGCAAUGUUCUUCCAGUUCCAUGAUGUAGACUAGUGGUUCUCAAACUUUCUAGUACCGCGACCCUUUAAUACAGUUUUUUCGUGUCGUGGCGACCCCCCAGCCACACAAUUAUUUUCGUUGAUACUUCAUAGCUGUAAGGAUAAGUCUUUUCAGAUGGUCUUAGGCGACCCCUGGAAAAGGGUCCCGCGACCCCGGGUCGCGACCCACAGGUUGAGAGCCGCUGAUGUAGACUGUAGAGUAGGUCAUGGAGGAUUCAUUUGCUAUACACUACACUGUAUUAAAUCUUACUUCCUAUGCUAACUAUCAUACCCAUAUUUCCUAUCGCAAAUGCUCCAGAUUUACAUUGAGGAUUUAGAUAUUAUUUAUUUAUAAAAUACCACUCUCCUUUUUGUUGCUGUCUGACAAAACUUUAGAAAUCCAACAUCGAUAUAAAUGCACCUCCCUCCUCUUACCCACCCACCCCCCUCUUAUUCUCUAGUUCGGAAGGACUCUCACUAUCGUUAAUCCAGGGUAUCACUACCACCCUAGCGUUAUCUCUGAGUGUGUCGUAGGCGAUAAUGAAUACAGAUUAACCUCUCAAAGAUAAGGUAACUGUCAAAUCUCAAAUGGUCUCCUCCCAUUAUCAGUGAUGAUAAUUUGAACAACCUAUUUUAUUGUGAGUUUUUUUUUAAAACGCUGACAGAGUCAUGGACUAGUCAGAGGACAGGGGUCCGACUUGUGACAGUGUCUUAAUUUAUUAAUUCGACUUAACUUAGACUUUAGACACAUGAUGUUAUUAAUAUUAACAAGCUGUUGACAUUGUAAUGCAAUGCGAACAAUUACCAAAGUCAAUAUAUAUAUAUANUAUAAUAUAUAUAUAUAAAUAUAAUUUUUACUUGAAGUUUGGCGUUUGGAGAAGAAAAUUAUUGUUUUAUUCACAUUAUUAUUAUGAUUAUGUAAUGAUUGUCAAAGUCUAAAUAAAACACCUAAUAAUAUGAAAUGAAAUAUUCUAUUCUAAUUGACUAUAUUUAUAGUCUAUAUACUAUUAAUACUAUAUAAUAUAGUAUAUUAUAUAUUUGAAAAAAGAUUUCUUAAACUUAGAGACAAGCCUAACAUUGUGAUUGUAAGAUGUCUUAGACUUAGAUGUCAAAUAUGUUAAGAGGGAUGGGCAUGUCUAAUAAGAAGAUAUAUUACAUUAUAUUAUACUAGAAUAAAUGACCCAAUGUUAUCGAGAUAAUAAUGGUAGGUCCUUUGCGAUAAUUUCUACCUGACUACCUGCAAUUGCAAAAACUCAUCACAAUUCAUAACUUAAAAAAUAUAGUUAUAUUUAAGUUUCUAACAUCAUUAAGUUUUGUGAAGUAUUUAUCUGCUAUAUUGCCUAUGUAACAUGUAUUAUAUGCCUACCCUACUCCCUUUCAUGAUCAAAAACUACUUUUUCCCCCUCUAAACAUGACCUUAAAUUACCAAAUCUUAAAUUAUCACUAAUUAUGUAACUUUUGUCACUAAAGAAUUAAAUUGAGGGACGAUUUCUACGCUAGAGAAAUACUUUAGAUUUACCCCUUUUCGUGCCUUUGAAUUACAACUUUUUUUCUUUAAAAUUUUUAAAAAACAUCAUCUUAAAUUUACAACAAAAACUCUAUAUAUGAUAAAAAUAUAUUUUAUAUUACAGGACUUUGAUAUAUAUUGAUAUGUUCCUAAAAAAUUUGAAGACACUUUUGUAUUUUUAAAAAUUAUACAUUAUCAGAAAAACAUAAAACAAACCUUUUACCUAAAGAAGAAUCUCGAAACCGUUUUUCUCAUCGAUUACAGACUCGUGUCUUUUUAAAAAUUGCUUUAAAAAUUUAUUUAAAUUUUUUAAAAGAAAAUAUUAACCCAUCACCAUUUUUCAAAAUUAAAUUUUCAAGUGUGUAAAAUGAUUGGGUUUUGAUAGUCAUGGGUAUACUUAUAUAAAUGUACCAACGUUUUGUUAACGCCAUUGAUUUUCUUAAUUGGUUAACAUAUGUCUUUUUGUAAAAAGAGAAUGUAACAUCUCUUUUUUCACAAAUGUAUUACCAUAGGAUUUAGAUAUAUUGUCAUCCAUGUAAACAUGUAUACAUCCUAUUUCCUCCCUCUGAUAUGUAUGUACCCAAGAAGGCCAUUUAUUUAUCAAAUUCAUUACUUUAUUUUUUAGACAUAUCUUGUUCUGCCUGGGGCGAAAUGACCAACCCCCCAAUCAAGAUUUUUUAUUAAAAUUAAUACAAUCUUCCACCGGACUUUAGUCCUUUCCAUACCCAAACUAACAAAUUUUGCACUUCAUUUGAUGAAUGCUAUUUGACUAUGGAGUUUCGCUGCUCUGAUUGACUUAAACAGCAUUUUCCUAUCAGAAGGACAUUUAAAGGUUAGUUUUUAUUAGUCAUAAAUUUAAUUUAAAAAAUAUAUUUUUGGAAUUAAAAAAUAAAAAACAUGUUAAAAAUAUAAAGCUAUAAUAUGUGUGUGUUUUAUUAACAAUUUAAAAAGUAAUCAAUUAUAUUUUUUAAUUUUAAGAAAGGGGAAUGCAUUAUCAUUUUUGUCACGCAAGGUUAUUAAACCAAAGAAACCUAAGAGUUUUGGCUAAAUAGGCAAUUCGGUAUGCCAUCAUUUGGUGAUUAUGUAUAACCAAUAAAUUUUAAUUUAUUUCCAAUAUUAGCAACACACUAAAAGACCACUAAAAACAACUGAUGUUUGGGUUUUCCCGAUAAAUGUGAUUACGGUGUAUUUUUUUAUCAUAAUUUUUUUUUUUCAUAACUUUCAAACACAUAUAAAAUGCUUAAAAUAGUUCCUUAGUUAUGCUUUAAAUGUACUUGAAAUUUAUAAAAAUAAUACUUAAAAUUUUACUAAAAUAAAAGCGGAUACAAAAUAUUUUUUGCCCAUUUAAAUUUAUUCGAUUUCCGUAAAAUAAUAGAAAAUAACUAUGAUGUUUUUCAGAUUCCAAAUGUAUUUAAAUCAUUCUUUGACCUAAGUAUAUAUAACUAAGUAUAUGUAUAUAUUAGUCAUUGGCGAUGAUGGGUACUCGGGUACCUAUAGCCACUUCGUAUAUAUAUAUAUAUGUAUGUAUAUAUAUAUAUAUAUAUGUAUAUAUAUAUAUAUGUAUAUAUAUAUAUCUAUAUAUAUAUAUAUAUAUAUAUAUAUAUAUAUAUAUAUAUUUUUUUUAUAUUGAUAUAUUAGUCAAUAUAUAACUAUAUAUAUAUAUAUAUUUGAUUUUGGCGAAUAUGUGUACGCGUGUAUAUAUAUACAUUUUAUAUAUAUAUAUAUAUAUAUAUAUAUAUAUAUAUAUAUAUAUAUAUAUAUAUAUAUAUAUAUAUAUAUAUAUAUAUAUAUAUAUAUAUAUAUAUAUAUAUAUAUAUAUAGUUCUUUUACCUUGAGAUAUUAGUCGCUUGAAAAAUUGACACUAACCAAUAGUAAUAUGCAUUGAUAAAUAGAGAAAAUAUAUAUGUCAGAUGGCCUCUGAAUAUUAAUGAAAGAUUCAUGUUCAGACUUAAUGCUAUUCCUUUUUUAUCCACCUCAUGUUUAUUCCAGAAGUUUUCUGCCCUGCUGAUACCGAAUUUGUUUUGAUGGAUGUACAUUAUUUUAUUUACAGAUGUUAAAAUUGUUUGAAAAGUUGCUGAAAAUUAACAUGUGGAAGUAGAAAAAAAAUCUUCAAACUAUUUUUGACUAAUGUUACAAAGGCUUAAGGCACUCUUUCGGGUAAGUUCUAUGAUUUAAAAAUAGGAUCAAUUUAUUGACACAUUCCAUCUUUGUGUGAUUAUUGAAUUGAUGAGAGAAAAAAUGUUUUGCUUCUAACCAUAAUCAAUUAUUAUUUAAAUUUUAUGGUUUAGUUUUGUGCUGAAAUUGCAUAAUUUCUAUAACAGGAUUUACAAUGGGGGUGGCUGAUGAGGGUACAAAGUGGCAUUUUAAGGGGUGCAAGGAAAAUUAAUUAUAACAUCAGAGGAACUAUUGACUUUUAAGUUAUGAUAUAAAUUUUUAUGUUGUUUUACUACAUGUAAUAAGUUACAAGUUUAAAACUAGGUUGAUCAGGUCUUUGUAAUUCAUUUGCAAACAAUUAGAAGUUCAUUUUUUUUUCAAUUUUUAAAAUCCAUUGUCUUUUGUAAAGGAUGAGAGACUUGGUCCAAAAUUUGUAAUGGGUUAUUUUUCUGUCUGGCCUACUUAAAGUAGUGCUCGAUUCUAACAAUCGGCUCCAUUUACAUCUAAUCUACGAAUGCUCUACAGAAAUUCUCUCAAAUUAUUCUUACUUUCUCAUUGUGAACUUCAUUUCAAAAGUUGAGUGAAGGUCUAAAAUGAUAGCUCCUAACGGAGGGCAGACCAUACUCAUCUCUCUUGUAGUUUGAUCUCUUCUCAAACUGACUCUACCACUCAGGUUUAUAUGUCAACCAUAUAUGACCUCUUCUUGACACUUUUCUAUAUUUAAACCAUGUAUGCCCUCUUAUAGACAUGUGUCUAUAUUUUGAUGUUUCCCCUCUUAUAGACAUGUGUCAAUAUUUCAAUCAUGUAUGCCUUGUUAUUGACAUGUGUCAAUAUUUCAAUUAUGUAUGCCUUGUUAUAGACAUGUGUCAAUAUUUCAAUCAUGUAUGCCUUGUUAUUGACAUGUGUCAAUAUUUCAAUCAUGUAUGCCUUGUUAUUGACAUGUGUCAAUAUUUUGAUCAUCAGUUUGUUACCUCAGAUACAUUCACACAUUCUUCUAACUUAUUUCCUGAUAUGAUGGAACUACAUAUUCACCUUGUGAAUACAGUUACACAUUACUUUUAUCUAAAUAUGGUGGUGUGUUGGUUUAAGACAUUGGUCGGCAAAGUGUGGCUCGGCAAGUCUGCGACGAAUCGGGUUUGACUCUCAAAAACAUGGUUUUUGACAGGUUCUUGAAAAGAAAUGUGGCUCUCAAAAAUAUUUCAAUCAUCCUGCUGCUGAUUUUUGGUUCUUUUGACCACUGUAAUGAGUUUGCCGACCACUUGUUUAAGAGAUGGAAAGGCUGCAUUUUAUUGAAAUAGCCAUACUAUCUUAAUUUUAUAUUAUUUAAUCAUUUGUGUGCAUGCCUACUUAUUUAAAGCAUAUCAGUUAGAUGGGCUUGCUCCAUUCAGUCUUACAAUCAUAAUAUAAUAUCAUCGCACAAUAUAUUUUAAAGAACAAAAACCAAGUGAAACCUGAAUGUUUCUUAACUUAUUAUUGGUGCUAGUUUUGUUAUCUAUAACACUAUGAGAAAACUGCACUGUCGACAUUAUAGCAUGGUUAAAAAGGUGAUUAUGAUCUGUAGGCAUACAGGUUACAACACUAUCUCUUUGUUUUGACUUUUUGCCCCUUGCAUUCAAAGUUGAUAGGGGUUUCCCUCAGAACAACUUCGGGGCCAUUAAAUCCCAGAGGCCCCUCGCAGCCACAGGGGUUGCAGGACCCACAUGACGGUUCUGGGUUACGCCUAUUCGAAUGGGUUGGCCCAUGAAGUUAUACUGCUGUCUGAUUUAAAAAAAAAAAGGUUGUUAUUGUCAUCAUAUGAAAGUUGACAACAUCAUGUGACAACAUCAUGUGACAACAUCAUGUGACAACAUCAUGUGACAACAUCAUGUGACAACAUCAUGUGACAACAUCAUGGUCGUGUUAGUGUUUACAUUAUCAAAAUUUGAUUUUCAAAUCAAUAAAUAGAAAUGAUGUGAAACCAUUGAGAAAAAAAAACUCGAAUCUUUGCUUUUAGUGAACUUGAACAAGUUCAAUAAGGUAAUUGGUUUGAAAAAUGAGUUUCAUGCAAUUAAUUAUGUUAACUAUGAUGUAUGCUACCAGUAUAUGACUAGCAUGCCACAAGCAUGCUACCAGUAUGUGACUAGUAUGCCACCAGCAUGCUACCAGUAUGUGACUAGUAUGCCACUAGCAUGCUACCAGUAUGCUAUUAGCAUACUACCAGUACGCUAUCAGUUUGCUACCAGUAUGCUAUUAGCAUGCUACCAGUAUGCUAUUAGCAUGCUACCAGUAUGCUAUCAGUUUGCUACCAGUAUGCUAUUAGCAUGCUACCAGUAUGCUAUCCAGUAUGCUAUCAGUUGGCUACCAGUAUGAUAUUAGCAUUCUACAAGUAUGCUAUCAGCAUGCUAUCCAGUAUGCUAUCAGUAUGCUAUUAGCAUGCUACCAGUAUGCUAUUAGCAUGCUACCAGUAUGCUAUCAGUAUGCUAUCAGUAUGCUACCAGUAUGCUAUUAGCAUGCUACCAGUAUACUAUCAGUAUGCUACCAGUAUGCUAUUAGCAUGCUAUCAGUAUGCUACCAGUAUGCUUUCAGUAUGCUACUAGCACACUGUUCAGUUUCAAGUAAAUUAAAUAAGCUCAAACAACGAUCCUUGAACAAAAGUCGGCAUUUCAAAAAAAAAAAAAAUAUAUAUAUAUAUAUUUUUUUUUAAAUGAUUGCGUAAAAUGAGCGUGAUAUAGGCCUAUAUCUAAUCUAAUCAAACACGCAGGACAGAGUCAGUCCUAUUUAUAUUGUUAAUUCAUUAUAAAGCAUCACUGUAAAGGGUCGACGACCUUUGAGUAGAAGGGACGUACUGCAUAGUACGUAGUACGGUGGUAAAGUACACAACUUUAUCAGCCUGAUGAUGUCAUUCAUACGUUUCCACGGAAUAGGAGUCGUAACAUGUGUGUAGCAUGCAUGCGCUGUGGAAUGCGGGUGGGAGCACCGGUUAUGUAUAUAGCCAUAGGUGGGAGUACCGGUUAUGUAUAUAGCCAUAGGUGGGAGUACCGGUUAUGUAUAUAGCCAUAGGUGGGAGUACCGGUUAUGUAUAUAGCCAUAGGUGGGAGUACCGGUUAUCUAUAUAGCCAUAGGUGGGAGUACCGGUUAUGUAUAUAGGCAUAGGUGGGAGCACCGGUGGUCUAUGUAGGUUGAGCAUUUUUGGUGUAUAUAGGUGGGAGCACAUGUGAGCUAUAUAGGCAUAGGUGGGAGCACCGGUGGUGUAUGUAGGUGGAGCAUCGUCGGUGUAUAUAAAUGGGAGCACCGGUGAUGUGUAUAUGUGGGAACACUGGAAGUGUGUGUUGGUAGGGAAGCGUGUGUUGGUAGGAACCCCAGUGAUGUGUAUACGUGUAUCAUCGUUGGUACAUGUAGGUGGCAGCACUAGUGGUGUGUGUAGGUGUGAGCACUUGUGAUGUAUAUAGGUGGGAGCACUAGGGGUGUGUGUAGUGUGAGCACUAGUAGUGUGUGUGGGCGGUGCUAAACUCCAGAUAUCGUCCCCCCCCCCAAACUGGCGUAAGUAUAACCUCAAAAAGAUAAAUGAGAUGGUGCACGGCCCUGUACCACCGCCUUUUGGCCGUCACAGUGUUGUACAAAGGGACGGGGGCACUAGCAUGCAUCACCAACUUCCUAAAUAUAUAUAUAUAUGAUGGUAAUCAGGAUGUCCCAUCACGUCAAAUCAUUAGUCCCAUUCUUUUUUUACAACAAACUAACAUUAAUAUUAAUAUAUUUUCAUCCUAUUCUCCAAAUUUCAUUCCUCCCCCCCCCACCUUUCUAAUUUUGUUGUUGCACCCCCCUGCUAUGUUCUUAUCUGCACCCAUCCCUUUAUUGCUUUGAUAAUCGCCUUUGUACAUAUAUUAGAAUAUUCUGACGGCUCGCCAGGAUCAUGUACAUGUAUAUAUUUACUUCCGUUGACAGGAAAUACCGUGCAGGUCAUGGUCGAGGUAACCAGAGAUUCUCAGUUCACGUUUGACUAAUGUUGACCUUAUUUAAUGCUAGCCAGUAGCGACCACAUUUAGGACACCGGUCCAUUCAUCUGUUAAUGUCACUCAGCUCAAAGUAUUCUCUUUCACUUUAAGUAAAUUCUUUGAGACUUCGCCAUGUCUGCAACUGCAUCUAUCGGUGAGACGAAUGGCGUGACGGUGCAUCCAGUCGUGGAAGUGGACGAACGUUCGAGGUCAAAAAAACUCUGGUGCAUAACAAAGGCUAGCGGAUUUAUUAUAUGGUCACUGGAGCGUGCAUUCUUCAAGUAUGUAUGAGUUACGGGGCAUUUGAUUUGGGAUUUCGUUUCUGUUUAUUUUAUUUUUUUUCCCAACACUAUUAAGAGCACAUAUAGGGACUCAGGAACUGAGAAAAUAAGAUAAAACAUUUUAAUUUUAAAUUACGUUGAAAGCUGUCUCCCCUUUCUUUCCCUUCAAUUAUUUAGCAAAAAAAUGAUAUAUAGGCUCGCUAAGACCUAGUGUGUCCCACACUCAUUUGGCAUGAAACGGCAACAUUGAAGAAACUAAUUAUAAACACCGAUGCAAGUAGACUUUGAUUUCGGUGGCGUAGCUAGGGUUAGUGAUUCCAAGCCAGGAUUAUUGACACCCCAGGAUUAUUGCCACCCCACCUUUCCACAAAAAAGAUCGCAACUGACGCUGUGAGUUGUAAAAAAUGCCGCCCCUUCAUAUAAAGGGAAAAAAAUCGCAGAAGGGCGUAGCACCCCUCCGCUAUCUUAACCUACGCCACUUGGUAAGUUCAUUAGACCUACCAAUUAGAUUUCAUUAAAUUGAACUCUUUUUAAACUAUUUACUCUUAUCUUCACUCUCAAUUUAUUGUCUAAGGCACAAUCGUUUUCAACCUUUUUUUUUUACCACUUUUUUACCAUUGUUUUCACCACUAUCACGGAUCGUCUGUGGUAGCCGUCCAUUAAUGGCGCCACGAUAACGUUGUUUCCACGUAGGGCUUUGGCCUGCCUCACCACUUCCUUCUACUCAGAUCUUCCAUCCUCGUGGCGCUACAGCCCAUUUAGGGCUUUGGCCUGCCUCACCACUUCCACUCAGACCAAACUGAUGCAUUUCUUUUCAAUGUUUGGAAUCCAAGUAGCUGUAGAUCCCUCUCCACAUUAUGCAUCCAUCUAACCCUAGGUCUGUCUUUGAGCCGUUUUCCACUGGGGUUUUGGUGGUGCACCCUAUUCACUCCACUGUCGUGGGAUCCUGAUAUAGUCUAUACAUUUCCUGGUUGGUUCGUAUUCUCUAUCAUCCUUUGUUAGUCCGUAUAUUUUCGGCAGUUAGUUUUCUCAGUAUUUUGUUUGUAACAUGUAACAGGCAAAUGUAUCUGUAGUAUGUGCAUUAGAGUUUGGAACCUUUUUUGUGUAUCGGGGUUGUCGUGCCGUUUCCAAUUUUGUUGGAAUUGUCUCUUCUUUCCAAAAGUUACAAGUUUAUGAUUCUGAUUGUGCAGUUCUCUGCUUCCAUAUUUAAUAAGUUCUGCUGUGAUGACGUUUUCUCCGGGGGCUUUGUGGUUUUUCAUACAAUUGUUUACUUCUGAAGUUUCUUCCAAACUUGGGGAGUUUAUUAAAGCGUCUGAUCCUCUGAGUGGUGGUUGAUAAUCUUCGUCUUUUCCAUUGUCUGCAUUUAGUAUUCUCUAAAAAUAUUCAGCCCACCUCUCCAGUACUUGACUAUUUUCCAUCCGUAAUUGAUUCUCCAUCACUGCUCUCACUCAUUUGAGUUCUGGCUUGGUAUCCACUCUUUUCGUCUUUUAAAUUUUAACUGCAUUCGUUAUCAAAACAGCCUACCAUACUGUUGGUUUGCUGCAAUCCAGCUACUCUCUCGGCUGAUCUUUUCAUAGCAUUUUAAAAAUCUUAUUCCAUUGUCCAUUAAUGUAGUUUCCCUGUUUAGUUCAUCCCGUGAUGCUUCUAGUUGUGAUGUGACUUACUUUUGGUAAGCUUUUGUGGUUAACGGGUCUUUGGUAAGUUUUUGGUACUCAUUCACGUAUGGUUUUUCUCUUUGAUUUCGGCCAUCGUGAAUUAUGCUUAUUCUCUGCUUAUGUUUAAUGCUAACAAGUAAAUGGUCAGUUCUGCAUCUGCUCCUCGAUACCUUAUGUCUAGUACGUCUGAUCCAUGUCUCCGAUCGAUUAGAACAUGGUCGUUUUGGUUGUGAGUGAUUCCAUCUGAUGAGUUCAACGUAACUUUAUGUAUAUUUUUGUUUGAAAACUUGGUGCUGGUAACUGUCAAUACUGUCAUCCCUUUUCCUUAAGCAAAGCAUUUGAGUCGGAUCCCAUUGUCAUAGGAUUCUUCAUGGCAAGACUUUGCUUGCCAAUAUUUGGCAUAAAUACUUUUUCUUUCACUAUGUUGGCAUUGAAGUUGCCAAUCAUUUUAAUAUGUCGCGGUGCCUAAUCGUAGAUCUUUUCCAGCGUCUCGUGAAUUGAUUCUUUCAUUUAACUUUCUGUAUUCUUACACAAAGAACACAAUUUUCAUUCUCUGGUUUAAAACCUAUAACUGCAGUGCGCGGGCUUCUUUCUUCAAAACAAAUCAUGUUCAAGAGUGUUCAUGUUGUUGUCACUAUGAAAUAUGGAGUAGUCCUUUGUCUUGACGAUGUCUACAUUUCCCCGUCAAAUGUCUUGCAAUGCAGCAAUAGAGAUUUUAUAUUUAACUAGUUGAUCUAUUAGGUUGACCGAGGCUCCUGCUUAUUGCAUUACAAGUCGCAAUCCCAAACUCUCAUGUCGAUUUCCAGCCUAAGGUCGACUUCCAUUAGAAUCAAUCUGUUUUAUUUUGUUGUUAGGCUUUCGUAACAUUUAUUAAUAUUAUUUUUUUUUACAUGGCCGCAUUGUUAGCCCUGCACACAGCGUCUGGGGGAGUUCCCACAUAUAGCUCUCUAGGUAGCUGCCUUAAUUUUCGGGUAAAGUUCCUUAUACGAGGAUCCCUCCACGGCGGUAGGUUCUGAUUUUGGUCCGCCCUGGGUAUUUUAUUUCCCCAGUACCCGUCACAUCUGGUGGACUUUCCCCAAACCGUCAACUGGGGAGGCACUCGAAGGAAAAUCAGUACCCACGUCCAAGUACGAAGUAUUGUGAUGGUGUCUAAACACUGAGCCCUAUUUGUGACCCUGGGGGAGGACGGGAUAAGAAAUACACCCAAGCUCGCAUCAGUGACCCAUUACGAUUUUCACUUUUAAUUGUAAUCAGUAGCAUUUUUAUUUGCAUACUGGUGAAGGGUGUCACGCAAAGUUUAAUAUUUUAACUAACACGUAUCCGCAUCUGAAUUCUGUAUAUUACUGAUCAUAUGUGGAGAAAUUCGUGGUUGAAAAAAACUAACAGCCGCGUCAUUUAGCUAGUUACACAAGCCUAGUACACGUGCAUCAUUUAGCUAGUUACACAAGCCUAGUACACGUGCAUCAUUUAGCUAGUUACACAAGCCUAGUACACGUGCAUCAUUUAGCUAGUUACACAAGCCUAGUACACGUGCAUCAUUUAGCUAGUUACACAAGCCUAGUACACGUGCAUCAUUUAGCUAGUUACACAAGCCUAGUACACGUGCAUCAUUUAGCUAGUUGCACAAGCCUAGUACAUGUGCAUCAUUUAGCUAGUUACACAAGCCUAGUACACGUGCAUCAUUUAAGUAGUUGCACAAGAUUAGUACACGUGCGUCAUUUAGCUAGUUGCACAAGCCUAGUACACGUGCGUCAUUUAGCUAGUUACACAAGCCUAGUACACGUGCAUCAUUUAGCUAGUUAGACAAGCCUAGUACACGUGCGUCAUUUAGCUAAUUACACAAGCCUAGUACAUGUGCAUCAUUUAGCUAAUUACACAAGCCUAGUACACGUGCGUCAUUUAGCUAGUUACACAAGCCUAGUACACGUGCAUCAUUUAGCUAGUUACACAAGCCUAGUACACGUGCGUCAUUUAGCUAUUACCCAAGCCUAGUACACAUGCAUCAUUUAGCUAGUUAAACAAGCCUAGUACACGUGCGUCAUUUAGCUAGUUACACAAGCCUAGUACACGUGCAUCAUUUAGCUAGUUACACAAGCCUAGUACACGUGCGUCAUUUAGCUAAUUACACAAGCCUAGUACACGCGCGUCAUUUAGCUAGUUACACAAGCCUAGUACACGUGCGUCAUUUAGCUAAUUACACAAGCCUAGUACACGCGCGUCAUUUAGCUAUUACCCAAGCCUAGUACACAUGCAUCAUUUAGCUAGUUAAACAAGCCUAGUACACGUGCGUCAUUUAGCUAGUUGCACAAGCCUAGUACACGUGCGUCAUUUAGCUAGUUACACAAACCUAGUACAGGUGCGUCAUGCAAGCCUAGUACACGUGCAUCAUUUAGCUAGUUACACAAACCUAGUACAGGUGCGUCAUGCAAGCCUAGUACACGUGCGUCAUUUAGCUAUUACCGAAGCCUAGUACACGCGCGUCAUGUGAUAUCACUGCUGGUUUUAGACGGAAUGUGGGAAAACGCAAUUGAAGCAUUGAAAAGAAAUACGACAUAAGAGAUGGGGGCCGGCUAAAACUAAAAUUAGUCAAAGUCUACUUCCAUCAAAUGAGUGUAGGGCACCAGAGGCAAGCAAGCGCCCCUGUCCCCGAUAGAGUGGUUCGGCCUUGGAUACGUCUUUUAAUUAUCCUUUAAUGUUUAAACUAGGUGUAUCCGCCUUCCGAAAAUGACAGCCUGUGUUUUCUAGGAAGAAAAUGUUGGGUUUUUUGGUUGUUGUUGUUUUUUUUAGUCAAAUUAGGUGUAAAAGUAAUGGGUUUAUUGAGACCCGGAUGCUGGCUAUUUCACUUCCUUAAAGAACGUUUGUUCUCAAUGAGAAUAUAGAUGUUGGCCAAACUUUUUACUUGAUUAUUUGCUCUUUCAUCGUAAUUUAUACCAAGAUUAAGAUUAUCAAAUAAUCUGAUGGUCCUCCCUCUCUAUAACCCACUCUUUCAUCGUAAUUUAUACCAAGAUUAAGAUGAUCCAAUAAUCUGAUGGUCCUCCCUCUCUAUAACCCACUCUUUCAUCGUAAUUUAUACCAAGAUGAUCAAAUAAUCUGAUGGUCCUCCCUCUCUAUAACCCACUCUUUCAUCGUAAUUUAUACCAAGAUGAUCAAAUAAUCUGAUGGUCCUCCCUCUCUAUAACCCAUAACUACCUGAAACCUUUCCUACUCAACACUCACCCCUAGGGGCUAUCCAUAAAGUACGCCACGCUCCAGAGGGGGGAGGGAGUGUAAGAAAGUGUGACAGUUUGUGAAAAGGGGGGAGGGGGGUCAUGCCAUGUGUGGCGUCACACAUUUAUUUUUUUUAAAUUUUAUUUCUAAUUAUUUUUUUUUAUUAUUUUAGUGGAAUUUAAUAGCUUUAAAAAUAAUUGUCAAAAAUUUUGUGUAUCAUUUGAAUUAGUUUGAUGUCAAAAUAGCAUGAAAUGCGUAUCUCCUGAAUGUGUUGUUCACGAUUCCUCUCGCUAGGACCGCUGCUAGUAUGCUGUUGCAAAGCUUUGUUUUAUGUAUAGCCUUGCUUUCGUCUUUCCUGAAGUAUUAUUUCUAUGUUGUCAAAUGCAUAAUUAUUUCACUGUCCUUUUUAUUAUUUAAUCAUUUGGUGAGGUCAAGUUUCUCUAAUAUACUUCUUAACCUGUGUAAAAAGAUUGCAUAAUCGGAAGAUUAUCUAAAACUUGACCUCACCUAUUGUAAAUGAAAAAGCAGCAGAUAAAUGAUGUGUAUUAUAUAAUUGUCUAGUCUAAUUUUUGUAAUUUUUGCUUUCAAAUUCAAUCUAGAUUAAGUUACUGCUUCAAUGAAUAACUGUGACAACUGUUGACAAUUAACUAUUCUACUAUUUAAAGUUCAUUUAAAUAAUGUAAUAGUGGAAAUUAAGUGGAAAUUUUAUAUAUUUUCAAACAGUUUAAUAGGGAAGUGUGUUUUAGAUUAAAUUUUAAUUAGGUGCUAAUUUUUUUUUUUAAUUUUGUUCGAAAGUGUGACGUACUUUGGGGUGGGGGUUCCAAGAUUUGUGACAGGGAGGGAGGUAAAAAUGGUCAAAAAUAGCCUGACAUACUUUAUGGACGGCCCCCUUUCCCCAUCCCCCCCUACCUUUUUCCCCCACAUUCUUUUCCCCUCUUUUAACCAUGAAGUCAAAGUUUUUAUUUCUUUUUUUUUUUUAAAUCCACUUUUCCCCCACGUCUAUCCUCCCUGACAUCAUCUACUUCAUCCUCUCAAUAUGUAAUAACAUAUCAUACCCCCUCCCACCAAUCAAUGUCACCAAAUAAAAGCCUAAUGGAACAGAUUUUGAGUGAUAUAAAAUCUGCUUCAAUAUAUUUUCCAUCAUAUUCCAGUGUUGGCCUCUUCGUGGGGAAAUACCCGAUUCUAACCUUGGUCAUUAUUUUGAUCAUGUGCGGCCUGUGUAGUGUCGGCCUGAAGACCUUCCACGAGACGCAAGAACAGGAAAAACUCUGGGUGCCCCAGUCGUCUCGGCUCAUCAACGAGAAGGCCUGGGUGGACAGAAUGUUUCCACAGGAGACGAGGUUCGUCUCGUACCUGGCUGUGCAACCUGGUGGGGAUAUCCUGACACCUGAGUUUAUAAGUGGGGUCAGUUUUUUUAAAGUUAUGAAUUAAGUUUAUAGGUAGAUCUAUUAUAAGUCCUCUAAUUACUGUCACAGUAUGGUAUAUUUAUAUGUAUAUAUAAUUAUCUAUUUAAUCAUCUUUCUCAAACACUUAAUUGUCUUAAUACUUAAAUGAAUUUCAAUCAAUUCUGAUGCUUGCCUAAAACUAAGUUUAAAAUUAAAUUUUUGGCCUCAUGUUCUCACUAUUUUUUGUUUUUUCUGAAAUUUUAUUAUCUUCAGCCAUAACUACCGUAUUUAUUGGCGUAUAACACAAAUGUGUGCGUGUUAUACGCCAAUAUAAUUUUUAUAUUUAUUUUUUUCUGAAAUUUCCUUCUAAAAUUGAGAUGCGUGUUAUACGCCGGGGCGUGUUAUACGCCAAUAAAUACGGUUAUCUUAUUUAUUCUUAUAAUUUUUCUAAUGAAACAUUAGUCCGUCCGAUUUAUCUUAAGACAUGUCUGUAUCUGUUUUAUGGAAAUGAUCAAAAGUGCUAACCACAACAAUUUAUUUCAGUUGCUUGAUUAUCUUAUAGAUUCUCAAAAUAUUCAAGUCAAUGGAAGGAAACUUAAUGAUUUAUGCCUGCAGUAAGUCAAGUUAUUCAAUAUUUUUUUUAAGUUGCAAUAAAACCUUGUCAAGUAUUUAUAAUUAUAUUUAUAUUAUUCAAUUGCCAAUACUGAAUAACUUAAAGAUCUAACUCACACAUAUUUUUGCGAACAGCAUGUAAUAUUUACCGACGCAAAUAAUCUUACUCUGUAACAUAUUCAGCCUAAUAUUAAAAAAAAAGCCGAUUUGACUCACAAUAUUUCAUUCUUUAGGAACCAUAUUAUUAUCUACCACACAGAGUUGGUUACUGGAUAUUUGUUUGAAAGAAAUUUCGUCGAAAGAAAUUUGGUCAAAUGUUUUUUCAGUUCACACGUUAAAAUUUUCGUUAAAUUUCUUUUUUAAUGCACUAUACUAUAAAGUAAAACAAAUUUGCGGAUAUGCACAGAGUUCUAUACAAUCUUUGCAUAAAUUAAAUAGUAAGAGAUAAAAUAAGUAGAUAUUAAUUUUUCUGCCCUUCUCUUCCUUCUUCCAUCUUCUCUCUUUCCUCGUUCCUUUUUCCUGCACCAUUAUCCACUCUGUCCCUCUCAUUUUCUUUCUAUUCCUCUUUCUUUCCCCCAUACUUCCCAGCUACACCAUUCUUUUACAUUUUAUACACAUUUUUUUCCUCAACUGUUGAGCUCUUAACGAAAAGCAACUCAAUAUCAUUUUGUACUAAGUUUUGCCCACAGUAGGUACACCAUAAAACUAUAGACCAAUAGCAGAUGCUUACACACAUUGACUGUAACAAAUUUAUGACAGCCAAAAGAGAGUUAAAUAUUGAUGAUUUAAACCAAUACCUUAUAAACGUUUGUAAAUUUAGAAUUUCAUAUUUCAAAGUGUCCACUGCAAAAUAUGUCUCAAGAUUAUUUUGUGAAAUUGCAUUCUAUUUUAUUAAGGGUUGGUCCAUUUUGCUAUAUCUCAAGUCUCCUGGAAUUCUGGAAGUUCAAUCAAACAAUUAUAAAAGGGCUUUCAAAAACUGACAUAAUCAAUGCAAUCAACCUUUCAACCAAGGGGUAAGUAGAUAAAAUUAAACUGUAUUUUAAAAAAUAUGUCAUGUUAAUAAAAAUUGAAGUCACAUUAUUCCAAAAAUAAAUGUCUUACAUGGAAAGGUAAGCAAAAUCAAUUGCAAUAAGCAAAAAAUUUUUAAGUAACUCAUAGUAAAGAUAAUGCAAAAUAUUGUUGCCAUGAUCACCAAGUAUUUUUUUAAAAGGUACAUUAAGCACUAGUUUACAGGUUAGCUAGAAAUAUAAAAAAAAAUUAAAAAUUUUAUGGGUAUUUUUAAAACACCUCUCAUAACUCAUAUAUAAGUCAAUAAUUUUUUAAAUAGUCCAAUAACAGGUGUAAAUAUAGAAAGCUUGCUUGGUGGAACCAUUGUUAGAGAUGAGUCUGGGAAAAUAUUUAGAGCUGAGGCAACUUUGAUGACUUGGGUUUUGGUGAAAGAAGAGGAUGUAAGUACAACAUUGUAGAUUUUUUUAGGAAAAAAAUAAAUAAAUUUGGCUAAUCAAUUAAAGGGUAUUUCAUUUAUUUAAGUACCACAGGAGUGGUCAUGAAGAGCCUGGAAGAUAUAUUUUAUCUUUGUACAGGUUGGAGAAUUUCCACAGCUACCUGGACCCUGUCCAUAUACUGUGUUAAGAGGCAGCUGGGCUCAACAUUAAGUUAACACGAGCAGUAGGCCCUUGUAGUUACAUUAAGUAUUAUAAAAUCAUAGAACUUUUAAUGCAAUGAAUAUUCAGUCUUUUAAAUGAAUCCACCGUUUGUAUUGUUAUCUUUCAGACCUCAGAUGCAGCUGCAUGGGAAAAGAAAAUGAUUGAUUUUGCUCAGAAAGGCAAGCCUGGCAUCAAUAAGACGAUGGUCUUUGCCUCCAGAAGGUAAACUGCCAAAUGGCAUUGGAUAUUGUUUAGUUAUCACUAACUGAUUAUGUCCCAAGCACAUGGAACUUUUUUGUUAUGUAUUGUUAACAUGCUUCAAUCUUUUUGACCCACAGUUUUGAUGAUGAAGGAUACGGAGCCAUAAACAAGGACAUAAAAUUACUAGCUAUGGGCUUCAUCGUUGUAUUCAUAUUUGUGAUGGUCUCCCUUGGCAAGUUUGACUUACUUCAGCAAAAGGUAAGUACCAGUCAAACAAGGUUGGAAAAACACUGAAAUAUAUGGAGAGUCCAUUCAAAUUUAACCUUGUUGCCCUGUUUAAACAAAGUCCUGGAAAAAACACUUAGAUACCAUUAAAAAAAUGUUUAUUUUGAUAUAAUUUAAUUUGAUAGUAAACAAAAUAUGAGAUUGACCAGGAAAUAUAAGACUGCUAUUGUCAAAAAGUUAUAGGCCUACCACUGUCAACAGAUUUUAACUUCUAUACAUGAUCAUGUGAAACACUAAUAAAUAAUAAUAUUGUGUAAUCGACUUAACUAUAAAUAAAGUAAGGUCAAUAAUAUAUAUACAUAUUUUUUUUGGCCUUAAAGUUAAUUAUUAUAUGUAUACAUUUUGAAUCAAUAAACUUCAGUUAACUGAACCAUUCAUGAAGAACUUGACUGUUUUUAUCCAAAAACAAAAAUUAACUUAAUUUCAUGAUAUGUCCUUUGUUGAUAUUAAAAUAACGACGACUAGAUCUUUUCAUUUUCCAGAUCUAUGUCUCACUUGUUGGUAUGCUCUGUAUUGGCCUAUCCAUCUUGGUAGCCAAUGGCCUUGGUACAGCAAUGGGUCUCCUUUACAGCCCAAUUCAAUCCAUGUUGCCUUUUUUAUUACUUGGUAAUGUUCUUGUGUUUCUCAUAAAUUUAAAAAUAGAAACAGAAAACAGUAUUAAACUAUUUAUAAACAAUUUUCAAAGUCAUUGAAGGAUAUUGAUUACAUUUUAACAUGCAGUCAUGAGUUAAAUCUAGAAAGAUAAAGGCUAAUACAAGAUGUUUUUUUAACAAAUGAGGAAAAUUAAUUAAAAUUGCUUUCCAGGGCACCUGAAUUUUUCCUUUUUAGUUGUAUUUAAGAGAAAAAUUACUAUUGUGAAAUUUCAAUAACCUGAUUUUUAUUUACUAAUAAAAAUACGCAAAUAUUAUUAAUGGCGUUAUUACUAACAACAAUUUUCACCAAUCUUUCUAUUGCUCCUAUUAACUAUGUAAAAUUGUUUUCAAAAGGUGUUGGUGUUGAUGACAUGUUUGUUAUAGUUGAGACAUGGAAAAAUCUGAGCCCAGUUGAACAAAAAUUGGAUAUUCCUAAUAAGUUAGCUCUGACCUUGAGCAAUGCAGGUGUAUCUGUAACAGUAACUUCAGUUACAGACAUCAUGGCUUUUGGAAUUGGUGCUACAACAGUAAGUAUCUGUAGGCCUAUUUAAAAUGACCUUAAACAUUUUUCAUCUUUUUAUGGCACUUUCAUUACUGCUAACAAAUGCAAUUUUUAAAAAUCACCAUUAAAUAGUGUAUUAAAUACCACUGGUCAGAUUCUCAUAUUUGGCAUGCUGGUUAUAAUAAAUAAAACAAUUGGUUGGUACCAUGCUCAUCACUUCAAUCAGCCAUUAUGUUGCCCAAAAGCAAAUUAAUUGGUUUGGCACUGCAAACUGAAAUUGCAAGCCUCCAAUAGCAGGUACCCUGUUUUCAGGGCCGGAGGAAGACAGUGCCGGCUACUAUUCUACUGUGUAAAGCAGUGUUUCUUAAAUGAUUGUCUGCGAAUAAAAAGAAAAUGUGAUUAACAAAUUUGGCAUCAAUUUCAAAACAUGUUCACUGGUCCGCCAAACUUUUAAAAGUUUGGGAAACACUGGUGUAAAGGACACCCUCAAAGCCCACAAUAUGAAUUUCAGUAGUCCUCAUACCUUGUGACAGGUGGCCAAAUGUACCUCCCAUUGCAACAUUUCAAUUUGGAAAAAGAAGCCUAUGCUAGCUGAAUGAAAUAAAAUUAUUUUUGAUUGCAAAAAAAAAUAAAUUGCUAGGUCUAUUUUUACGUAAUAAAAAAUUUUUAAACUGUGAAUAUUUCUAUAAUCAAAGAUUAUUUAUUCAUGCAGAAACUGGAAAGAUUAACAUCUCAUCAACUGCCAAUUUUCUGAUGUUCCAGGUCAUCCCUGCUCUCAGUUCUUUCUGUAUUUAUGCAUCUAUUGGAAUAUUUGUUUUGUUUGGUCUGGUGUCCACACUUUUUGUUGCUGCAUUAGCCUUGGAUGAGCGAAGACGAAGAGCAGGUCUAGAUGCUUGCAUUUUUUGUUAUCGUCAUCCAGAACCUUACACAUACAACAAGUGCAGCUCUAGUAAUUCAUUUCUACAGAUAUUUUUUGUCAAUUUCUAUGGACCAUUCCUUAUGAAAUUUCCAGUUAAGGUAGAGAAACUAUUAUGUUGUUUUUAAAAAAGGUUAUUAAAUAAUUUAAUACAACUUUUAGCAAACAUUUUGUUGUCUACUUACUAUUUUGAGACUCGGUUAUAAAUCUCUUAUUCCUGCAUAACUGUUAUAAUUAUAUCUCUUAUUUAGUUAAAGCAUCUUGGUGCAAGUAUAUUAUUUUUUUAUCUCAGGUAUUUUAAAAAAUACCUUUUAUUCCAUUUAUAAUGAAAGGAUACUUUUCCAAAUCUGAUAUAUUUAAAAAAUAUAUCCACUGUAAAGGCAGUGCUCUUUUUUUAAACUUUUACAUCUGAUGCAAAAAUCAUUUGAACCAAUGUCAUUUCAAUGCAAAAUAAUCUGUUUGCAAAAAUAACUUGGUAUACUAAUUUUUUUUUUUUUAAUUACUUUUAAAAUUAUUUUUUUUUUUUAAAUGCCAAAAGUAUCCAAAUUCUUUAUUUCCCCUCAGGUCGUCACAAUAUUGCUUACCCUGGCCAUAGCUGGACUUGGACUUUGGCGAGCAAUACAAAUGAAACAAGAUUUUGAUCUCAUUAAUUAUAUUCCUAAAGAUUCUUAUGCACAUUCCUAUUCCCGUGGGAAACAGUAUUAUUUUAAUAGACACGGGAUGGAAACCAAUAUUUAUUGUGGUCAGUAUGUUUUGGGGUUGUUUUUUUUAUUGUCAAUUAAUAAUGACAGCUAAUUUAACAGUAGGGAUAUUUUUGGGGGUCUCAGGGCUACCUGUAUCAUAUUUAUUUAAUUACUAUAAUAAAAUCUGUAUUUGUGUCAGUCUUUUGUGUUAGAAAUAUGUUUAAUUUAUCUUCAUCAGGUGGCUUUGACUACUUUAAAGAGAGAGAGGCUUUAAAACAGAUGAUGGAUCAGAUUUCAAAAAGUGACAAAAUUGAGGCUGGAUCUAUAAAUUCAUGGUUCAUGGCCUAUGAUUCUUACCUGCAAAAAACAGGUAUGUGGAAUCUGUUUCUGUAUCACUCUUACCUGCAACAAUCAGCUGUUUUUUUGUUGUUUUUUUUGGGUUGUUUUUUUUUUUUUUUUUUUUUUGGGGGGUGGGGGGGGGUUUUGUUGUUGUUUUUUUACAUUUUGAAAUAAAUGAUUGAUUACUUGCUUUGUUUUGGUUGAAUCGUUAAGAAACACAAAAAUAAAAUGUCGGCCCAAUAGUUUUUAAUUUCCAUUAAAAUCAUUUAAUAUAUGAAUUUUGUAUUUACUUUGAGUUAUCAGUUUCUUUAGAUUAUAUCAUCUGUGUUGUCCAUGCAGUCAGAUUUUAAUUUAUUUAAAAAGUAUUCAUGAAGAAGCAGGAACCUAUCAUGGGGGGUAAUUUUGAAUUAAAUAUUAUUAUAAUGGGUGAUUUGACCUUUAGGUUAUUAUGAAUUAUAUUCUGAUGUUAAAAAUGAAAGUGAAGCAUGAAAAAAUAUUAAAUUAUCAGUGUACUUAAUGACCUCAGUUAUUUAUUUUUUUUCCCUUCAUUUUUCAUUCAGGCCUGAAUAUUUCAAAUGCUGAUGAAUACAAUGAGAAACUGUUCCAUUUUUUGCUAUCUCCCUCUGGACAAAGGCUUACAUCUUUCGUCAAAUUCAACUCUACUAAACCACCAGUUUCUAUUGUGGUAAGUGUGAAACCAAUUCAGCUGGUAGAAGUGACCAUAUAAAUAUGAGAUGUAUUAGUUAAAGUACACUAUGCAAAUUGUACAACGUAACAAAAGUUAUAUUUUAAAAAAUUAUUUUUAAAAAAAUAAUUUCAAUUUAGAAAUGUAAACAAAGACAAAUUUGGAAAUUGCACUGACAGUUAUUACUGUAAAAUUGUUGUCCUCAAGCAUUCCAUAUAGUUUUUGAUUUACCAGCUUAACUCUUUCCAAGCCGAACGACGAUAUAUCGUCAAUUUGACGGGCUGCAUUUUUGCCAAUCGAUAUAUUGUCAAAAUAAAUACAUUUUCAAAAUGUAAAAUGCAUUCUGAUCAAAAAUAGAUAUUCUUUCUGAGGAUUGAAUCAGAAUAGGAUAUCAGCUACACAGAUCAUAUACUAGUCUGAUAACUUCAGAUUUGGUGCGCAUUUUAAAAAAAAACAUUUUUUAAUUGAUCUCAUAUUACCAAUAAAAUUUAUUGUCAUAUUUUUGUAUCUUUUACAUAUUAUCAUUCUUUGUUUAAUUUCCUUAAUUUAAUAUGAAAUACAGCCAUUUUGCUAACAAAAAGAUUUUCAAAAUUCAUUAACUGAUAUGUUAAUUGUUAAAAAUGUUCAUUGGCCGGAAACUGGUCUGGCGCAAAUGUGGUCACCUCACUGGCAUGGAAAGAGUGAAGUUGCUACACUAAAUAGAAUUAUUGCCUUCUUGUUAGAUUAUUGAUCAACAAGGUACUAACAAGCAUUCAGUCAUUAUGUUAAUUUUAGGCAUCUUACAUGACAAUGACUCACACCCGUCAACUGGAUUCUCAACAUGAUGUCAUGGCGAUGGAUGCUCUAAGAGAUAUCAUAGAUUCAUACAAUUUACCCAAGUUCCAUGGAAAAAACAUGCCAAUCCAAAUGUGCUUUGCCUACUCAAGAGACUACAUGACCUGUGAGACUAAUAAGGUAAUGAAAGAAAGAGCAUAUAAAGCCUUUAUCCGUCCUAUUUUAGAUUAUGCAUCUUCAGUCUGGGACCCAUUUACCCAGAAGAGCAUUGACAGGUUGGAGGCGGUCCAGCGACGAGCAGCACACUUUGUCCUAAACCGCUACAGGAAUACCUCUAGUGUUGGCAGCAUGCUAGAAACACUAGGCUGGUCACCAUUGGAGAAACGACGACGACAAUACAGGCUCUCCAUGAUGUACAAGAUAAAUAAUGGGCUGGUCCACUGUUCCAGUAUUAAACAGAAACUCGUCCCUCUCCCCCAUAGACAGCGACGAGGCCAUGACAGGCAAUUCAGGCUCAUACCAGCAAGAAGCCAGUAUAGGAGCUGCUCAUUCCUGCCCAAGACAAUCAGGGACUGGAACCAUCUUUCAAAAGGAACAGUUGAGGCGACAACACUAGACACAUUUGUGUCUAUUGCCUCAAGCCUUCAAACCCCUAGUGCAUGAUUUCCUCAUCAACACCAGUAACAGAAACAUUGCAAAUCCCAUCUACAUGCAUAGGAGCCAAAAUGAUCAAUAAAUUGAUCGUGGGCCCUUAAGAUAUAGAAGAGAUGAAGAAACAUUUAUUGACAUUAAAGUUAAUCAGAGAAACUGAAUGGUAAAAGAAUGGGUAAGAUUACAUUAUACUUUAAAAUCUAUUACUUUCCACAAUAAUUCAGUGGUUUUACUGGAUAACAAAUAUAGUUCCUAUUAACUGUCAGGUAUUUUAUAAUUGGAAAUUAUUUGAAAAUAAUUGUACUUGAUCAUCUUUGUUGGGUGUUUUUAAGAAUGCAUGAUUUAAAAAAUGUGAGCCUAUAGCUUUUUAGUUUUAAAAAAUUGUAGUAUUUUCUUUAAAAUGUUUCGUGUUGAUAUAAUAGCUGUUUUCUUUUUCCAGGUAUUACUAGGAGAACUGUAUCGUAACCUGGGUCUUUCAGCGGCUUGUGUUUUUGCAGUCACAGUUAUCUUAAUAGCCAACUUGUGGACAAGUUUCUUGGUGUUUAUAUGUGUGGUUUUCACAGUGGUAAGUAUACUUUCUUAUUUUAGGCCUACUCUAAACAUAAUUUAAACUUUGUAGUUUUCAUUGUAACUUAUUAGUUAAGGCACCAGUCUCUGUCUCUAUUAUCAUCAUUUUGUGUGCUGUAAGGGGUCAUCCAUACAGUAUGUAUGCUGUUAAAUAUCCACUUACAUAGAAUAGGGCUUGGCUUAUUUUUAAAACUUCAGCACAGUUAUUUUUAGCCACCACCUAUUAGACUUGAUGGCUUGACCUUGAAACUGACAUCACCCAGUGAUUGUGCUGUCACUUUUUCCCUGCCCGCCCCUGUUCUGGCUGGAGAAUAUUUUGUUUAAAAUCGAAUGGGUUCCAUCUGUUCUCAAGAAUGCCAAUAGGUGACGCAAUUUCUAGAUUUUCUGUACUAGACGUUAUGAUUUAAUUCCUAUAUAAAGCCUGCUAGGUUUCUAAGCUGAUAGACUUACUGAAAGAUAGACUUAGCAAUACUUAGAAAUGGACAUAUGUGAUGUUAUAUUAUUUUGUGUAUAAAUUAAUAUUUCUUUUUUGAGGAUUAUACCUUUUUCCACUUGCUUUAAGUUGGUACACUUUUUGCUUCUACUUCUGUAUUCAAAUUUUUAUUUGUGUAGAAAUUGAUAUAUAUAAUUCAAUUUAAUUUUAGUAUUACUUGCUUUGGUGUUGUUUUUGCUUGCAUACUGUUAGAUCAGUCUCUUGUUAUGUAUUGUUUUUAUCUAUAGGCCAACUAUUAACACAGAUUUAAUCUCUAUAACCAUAACUCUACAUUUUUGUGAUUUUGUGAUUAAAUUCUAGAACAUGUAUCUAAUUUGUGUUACACAUUUGUGAUGAAGCAGUUUGGCAGGGAAAAGAAAUGUACUGAAAUAGCUUGUCAUAAUUUAUGCUUGGCUCUUACCAAAUUUAGGUUUUCACCAGGCGCACUACAUCAAAUUCGAACAAAUACAUUUUUUCGAGAUAGCCAUUACAUUUUUUAUUAAAUAAAGGGUUGCCCCUUUCACAAAAGGGUUGCCCCUUUCACAUGGCCCUGCCCUAUGACAACAUCACUCCACAUGGUGAUGUAGGGCACACUUUGGGAAUCACUGUUUUUUUAUGUCAGUCUUUUUUUGUGGGAUGGGGGCUUGUAUUGUAAGCUCAUUGUACAUACGCAUAGGAGAUGUUUACAAAAAGUAUGAGUGUAACAGGGGGUGGGUGUUAAAAUAUGACUUUUUAACUUACUAUGUAGAUGGCCCUUUACUGAGCUAAUAGGCUUUGUCAUUUCUAAGACUGGAAAACGUCAUAGCGUACUAUUUUUAGAAGGUCUGCGGACAAAUAUUGCUUAAAACAUGGCAGCUUAUAGUGUGUUUCAGCAUAUCGUUCGGACGAUCCUUGUCCUAGAGUUACUGUUACAUAUGACGUUCACGCAAUGAAGUCGCAUAUGAGAAAACAGUUUUAAAAAAAAAUGUGUAAAAUAUUUCGUAAAAUAGAGUUGUAAACAAGUUUCAGGGACACUUCGCUACAUAGUAAUACUGAACAGUGUUGACAUUUUGUCCGCGCUGAGUGCCCGGAUGAUCAGUAAUGGUGACAUCAGUUCUAUUAAUAGAUUUACGCCAUUAAAUGACAAGCCCUAUUAACAAAAAUUUAAAUUAUUCUUACUAAUUAUUAAAUCUUAUGUAACAAUUUUUUUAAAUCAAUCAUUAGAUUGUAUAUAAUGCAUUCUUAUGUUGCAGAUUGAUGUAUGUGGUGUUCUAGAAAUUUGGGGCACAACCAUUGACACAGCCAGUAGUAUUUUACUAACCCUUUCAGUAGGAUUGGCUGUGGAUUACUCAGCUCACAUAGGACACACUUUCAUGACUAUAAAGGGAUCGCGAAACAGUAUGUACAAUUUUUGUGUAUGCUGCCAGCUUAACGGAAAAGAUUAAACGGUUAACUAUGAUAAGCCACUGGCCAUGAGUCGAUGUGAGCACCAUGUUUGUUUCAUAGUAAAACCAGAUAUAUUUUUACAUUCCUACUUUUGUUUUUGUUUGAGAUUUUUUUUACCAACAGGAAGUUAAUUAAAAACCACAUGGGACAGUGAAAAUGUAAAAAAAAAAAAACAUUUUACAUUGUCAUAUUUAGUGCAUUUUGAUGGUGAUUAGCAAGUAUUUUUCAUGACGACUAGCUAUUAGGCUACCAAAUUCAAACAUACCAGUGCUAGGGAUAUGUUUAUUCAAUUGUGGAUUUGCCUAAAUUUGGGAAUCUUUUCUAAUUUGGUUUAGAUGUGAUUGCAUAAAUUAUUAGAAGGCAGUGUCUACACAUCCAGCGACUGAACAAAUACUGCAGGGGAUAUUCUUCCGGUGGGCAUGUCACAUGACCAAUAUGUGUACAUAUAUUAGCCUGAUCCCUAGAUAAUAAUAAAUACUGGGUUAAUAUUUUCAAAAGCUCUGAGAUACAUUAAGUGCAUUAAAAGCUUUUGACUUUGAAUUAAAACCAUUAGGUCUAUUUGCAUCAGACUCUUCAAAAAAAAAAAUCCAUUAUCUUGGCUCCAAUAUUUUAUAAAGCUCUACUUACUAGCCUCACUAUAAAAUAUGAACCAAACAAAAUAAGACCAAUACUUGCCAGUAGUCUUUCAAUAGAUCUAUGUCAAAAACAUUUUAUUUUAGGCUAUUAAUAUUGCGUGAGAAGUAGGCUACCCCAACAGCACAUUAUAUUGGCCCUACAUUAAAAUGUAGGGUCUAUUUCUUUGUGAACAUCAACCUCCCUGCCUUAAUUAUGUAUCACCCCCACUAUCAUUUUUAUCCUUUCUCUCUCGCUGUCAGUAUUUAUUCCUUCUAGUAUGCAUUGCUUACCCUACCCCCCUUUUUUAUUUGUACCCUACCCAAGUAUUUUUUUUCUAUUAUUUGUUUACAAGAUAAAGUAAAUUACUUGAUAGCUUUUAACAAUUGUAUUGAAUUAUAUGGUAAUAGUUAAUACAACAGCACAUAAACUAAUUUUUAUGUUGAUUUAUAUAUUUGAACUACUAAUAUUUUUUACUUGGUUUUUCACAAGUUCUAUAGCUUUUUAUUUACGAUUUUUAAAGCUUUAUUUAAUUCUUUUAUAAAUUUAAUAAUUUAUGUAUAAUUCUAAGAACAGUAAGUCAGUAAGAUUGUGGAUACCAUACCACAUUUGUAGCUUUUAAUAAGUAAUCUAAAUGAAAUUAAAUAAUAUUUAAAGAUCCCAUUGAAUACAAUACAUAGAACAAACUCAAUUUUUUUCAGGGUUGUCACUUUUUUGAAAGCUAAGAUUUAUUUUUAGGCAAACAAGAGCAAAACUGAUUUUACACAAAAAAAUUCCAAGGGAGACAAAAGACAAUUUUUUACAUUAAUUAAUAGGCAAAGGUAAAAUUAUUUAUCCAUUAAGUCAUUAAGGAAAACUUUUCUAAAAAAUUAUAAAAACAUCACAGCAAAUCAACCCAGUAUGUGUGAUGCACUGUAGUGUUGCACAUACUUCAGUGAAAUGAAUUAAACUUGUUGCCCACAUGCAUCUCUGAUAAGGCUAACGGACAAAUAUGUCACGCAACUUUGUUAUGGCGGUCAUUUGUCUAGGUCGCCGGACGAAUAUCUUGAACUUAUUUGUCCGGUCGCUGUACAUGUAGACACUUUGUUAUUAGAAAUGUAAAUAAUUAAAUUUUGGAAAAUUCAAAUUAAGGAAAUAUAUUUACAUUUUAAAAUUGCUAUGACAAUAUAAUGCAAAAGCUAAUAAUGCAAGAAAAUGGUUUAUUAAAUCCUUUAUCUAAAUUUUAUAAGUUGAAAUUCCAGAGGAUAUGGUCAAACUCAUUGAAAAUAAAAUGCUUCUUAUUUCAUUGAGUUUCCCACACAUUUAAUAGUAUUUUAAAAUUCCUCUUCGAUUUUAGAUAGAGCACUUGUUACAUUAAAACAUAUUGGACCAGCUGUUUUUAAUGGUGGCAUCAGUACAUUCCUUGCCUUUGUCCUGUUGGCAGACAGUUCAAGCUUUGGUUUUCAGAUGUUCUUUAGAGUAUGUCUUUUAUUGACCUAUGUCUUAAGUUUUGUCUCUCUAUUAUUCUUUAAUAAUUACAAUAUUAUAGCUCAUUUAUAAUACAUAAAAAUGACUUGAAAGACUAAUGAAAAAGAAAUGAGUCAUCAUGUCAUGUACUCCAUUUUAAUGUAAUAUUUUGUCUAUAGGUUUUCUCAACUGUAGUUGUCUUUGGCUUGUAUCACGGCCUGGCAUUCUUGCCAGUUAUUUUGAGCUUGUUUGGACCCAAUGCAUACAGACAUGCAAAUGAGAUUCCUGAUGGUGUAAAUUUGAUUACUGAUGAAUGUGUUUCUGACAAGAAACAGGUGGGGGAUGAAAUGCUCACUGCAGAUGGAGAACUCAAGGUUUUCAGCUUUAAUCACCGUUCUUAAUUAUAUGUUAACUUUAUAUCAACAUUCAGAUUCAUUGAUAUCUUUGUGCACACUAAUUGGUAUUUGACUGCUAUUCUAAAUCCAUUAAAUUAUGAAAAUUAUUUAUAUUUUGCAGCAUCUUGAAUAGAAAGGAGUAUUGGUACCGGUAUUUAAAAUGUUAUUUCCUUAUAUGAAAAUAUAUUAAGAUUUAACUCAUCCCCAAAGGCAGUGCCACCUCAGUACUACUCCCUUUUGCUAUUGAUAAACAAUUAUAAAAAAAUAAAUAAUUAUAUGCUAAAUAUUAAGUAAUGUUAAUGGAUUAAUGAAAAUGGAUACAGAAAUGAAUGAAGUUAAAUAAAAAUAUAACAUUAAAGGUAAACAAAUAACAAACAAUGACCAAAACAUCAAUUUUCAACACCUCAGAUGAACAGAAUCUAGAUAUAGACAUACAGAUUUAAAGUGUAACAAGAUAAAAACUUCCCAUUUUUCAAAAUUGACUUCAGGCUAUCACGGAAGUCUUGAGAACAAAAAAUUUGUUUGCUAUUUUAAAUACAAAUAGAGGUGUGUCGCUAUGUGCCGGGGCGUAUUUGGACAUAUCCGUCAGUUACACACACACACACCUCAGACACAUCUAGUUGCAACCUUUGGGAAUGAGUUAAACCAAGUAAUUUUAUCUUCAUAGACAUGAUAUAAAGAAUAAUCGAUGGAAUAAAAAAAAAUAGUGAGAGACAUGUCUAAUAAUUUUACUGAUUAUUAAUAUCCACUCAAUAUAUGUCUAUUUAUUUCAGUCUGCUGACUUUGAGGGCACUGUACCCACACAAACACUCUAUAGAGAUUGUGAUGAUGCAGAGUGUGAGCUGUUAGAACAGAAGUGAUGAUGACCAUGAUUCAUCAAAGCCGUUAUAACAAAUAACCGAGUCACGGCAUACCAGAAAUUCUUUCGUCAGAUGCAGCCAUCACUGUAUCUGGAUUAUUCAGGGGCUGAAAAGUUUUAUUUUGUUUAAAGGACUGAUAGCUUUAUUUGCUUUUUAAUGCUUAUCAGCUUUAUGUGCUUUUUAAUGCUUAUCAGACAUAAAACUAUUCCAAAUUAUUUUCAAAAGAAUUAACAUAUUUUAACUAUGCCAUAAUGAAAAAAACACUAUUAAAAGAAAUACAUUUUUAUAUGUUUACUCGGGGACAUAGUUUAAAAAUGUAUGUACAUAAAUGAUGCAUUACUUAUUUACAUGAUGUAUCUUAUCAACAGCAUACUUCAUUAUUUAUUUAUUCUUAAU
Messenger RNA from Lymnaea stagnalis (great pond snail), 28788 nucleotides. NCBI's taxonomy places the organism in Eukaryota, Metazoa, Mollusca, Gastropoda, Lymnaeidae. The record is from the annotation of a GenBank genome assembly.